AUUGAAGCUGCUUUUGUCUCUCCUAAAACUUCACCAGGUACACUCACUCAUGACUCAUCUCGUUUAUGUCGCUUCCAUUUGCACAGAGUCCCAGAGUGAUGUACUCAAUUGUCGCAACAAAUGGCCGCUUCACUCACUAAAACCGCCAUCUCUCAAAUUCUUCGAUCAACCAUUCUCAUUACCAAAUGUCCUGUAUCUAAAAUCCCGUCUUCUUCCAUCUCCCCUUUCCCCAUAAUAACUAAGCCAAAGGUUCCUAAUUUUCCCAAAUUCAUAGCAUCACAAGUAAUGGCUUCAUCAGGGUCCAAGGAAUCACCCGCCAACAAUCCCGGACUCAAUACCAACCUUGAUGACGCCACCAAAGGUUACAUCUUGCAACAAACUAUGUAUCGAAUUAAGGACCCAGAAGCUAGUUUGAAGUUCUACUCUGAAGUGUUGGGCAUGUCGUUACUUAAGAGGUUGGAUUUUCCAGAUAUGCAGUUUAGCUUAUACUUUUUGGGAUAUGAGGAUACGUCAUCUGCUCCAAGUGAUCCAGUUGAACGUACUUCUUGGACCUUUGGACGGAAAGCCACGAUAGAGCUUACUCAUAACUGGGGUACGGAAAAGGAUCCUGAUUUUAAAGGUUAUCAUAAUGGAAAUUCCGACCCUCGUGGGUUUGGACAUAUAGGCAUCACAGUGGACGACACUUACAAGGCGUGCCAGAGAUUUGAAAGAUUAGGAGUGGAGUUCGUAAAAAAACCUGAUGAUGGAAAAAUGAAGGGGAUAGCAUUCAUUAAAGAUCCUGAUGGCUAUUGGAUUGAAAUAUUUGAUACCAAAACAAUUGGAGGAGUGGCUGCUGAUGCUGCUUGAUAUAGUAAUGGACUUGCUUGUAUUGCAGAAUUGUUUUCAGGGCUUUGUCCGCCAGGGGCAGUAGAGUGGAACAUGACUAGUUUGUAUGUUUAUCUAAUAGGGAGGUUUUUGGAGUAAAAUUUAAUUUUGAUGCAGGAGGGCAGAAUCUACUGGUCUGGAUUCCAGUGAUCUCCAAAACGCGAAGAUAACUUUGAGGAAGGAUAUUGUUCAUCGUGUUUAUUUCAUGAAUGUACUGUUUCGUCUUGCUGAUUUAUAAUUCUUAGAGGCGCAGUAAACUGUUUUGAGCUGUAGUUGUACUAGCAUUUGGUUUUCAACAUUAGCUGGUGUCUUGCUUGUAUGAACUUGGAAUCUGUUGUGAGCUUCAUGAGCUAAUGAACAAAUCAAGAUUCAGGGGAAGCAGAGACGUUGUGUCCUUACUUUGGAUAGAAUAUGUUACGCUUCUUUCACAACGCGAAGCAUAUUAUUUGAAUA
Messenger RNA from Coffea arabica (coffee), 1317 nucleotides. The record is from RefSeq and is a predicted model, not a curated record. Lineage: Eukaryota; Viridiplantae; Streptophyta; Magnoliopsida; Gentianales; Rubiaceae.